This is a messenger RNA of Pseudocercospora fijiensis CIRAD86, 1141 nucleotides long. RefSeq lists its product as uncharacterized. The coding region runs from base 5 to 901 and encodes 298 amino acids. The record is from RefSeq and is a predicted model, not a curated record. NCBI's taxonomy places the organism in Eukaryota, Fungi, Ascomycota, Dothideomycetes, Mycosphaerellales, Mycosphaerellaceae. The transcript has a single exon.
GAGCAUGCUGCUCCAGUGCAUCACAUUCCUGACCUCUGCCGAGUCGUACAGGGGCAACUACUCGGCGGCAGCCAUCCAUUUAGCCGCUUGUCUCGCCAUCUUGGAGCCUCGUGGUGGGAUUAUGCAGCUGCAAGACAGGCACGUUCAGGGACAGAUCCUCAUGGGCGACCUGUUCCUUGCUUGUGUCGAUCUGAAGCCCUGUCUAUGUGGCUGCGAUUACGAUCCUGGUCCGGCACAUGUGCUUGAGCUCCAGCCCUACGAGUUGUCCGGUACCUGUCAUCUCGAGCACGGGGCGAAAUUCGUAUGCGCAGACUCACUGAUUGUAGGACACUUCAUGCAGAAUCUGGUUGAGCAGAUUUUGGAAACAUACUACAUCAAAACGAAUCUGGACACCACAUAUAUGAAUUCAAGCAGAGUACACCAGAUCGGCCAUUGGGUCACGAUGCGAAAUAUGGCUUCACGCAACCAGCUCCUUGGCCUUGAGCUCGUGGACUGCAGGAUGCGAGCUCUUCGAGCAGCGCUGGUCAUGUGGAGCUUGCUUGCAAUGAACUAUACUGGCAGAGUAACGACGGUGAAAGUCAUGGCGAGUAAGUUGCGAGACAUGAUGGAGGGGGUGCCAGGAAGCGACUGGAGCGUUCAUGAAGGCACCAGACUGUGGAUCCUGCUUCUUGGAUACAAUUGCUCUGCAGACGGCUCAGAGGCUCUAGGAUGGUUCCUCGCCGAGAGUCUUCGUGUAACGCCGCUAUGCGCAGACCUUGUCCCAUCUCGCGGCACUGUUGUUGAGCGACUGGAGCACUUUCAGAGAGCUUAUCUAUACCACGCUCCUAUACAGCGGUACUUCACUGAGCAGAUUGGAGCAGCGCUGCUUGGGACGAAAUAUGAUAGCGAAGCGCUCGAGUGACGGAAAGUCGAAUGCGCGGGGCCAAGGCCGGAACUUAUCGGCUUGUCGACGACGCAGCUCCCACUGAUGCAGUCUGUCAACAUCAGAAAUUGACUAAGCUGGAACUGGCGUUUCUAUGUUGGUUGUCACUGCUGAGAUGUUCAAGAUUUAAUGUAGAACGGCGUUGUUGCAAGGAGAAGAGGAAUGGAUGGUUGUUAUUUUUACAUAGAUAUGUUACGCCACAAUCUGUGGCGUUGAUCU